Molecule: messenger RNA, 1260 nt
Organism: Sporisorium graminicola
Lineage: Eukaryota; Fungi; Basidiomycota; Ustilaginomycetes; Ustilaginales; Ustilaginaceae
Exons: 1
Coding region: 1-1260 (419 amino acids)
Cellular component (GO): membrane
Molecular function (GO): palmitoyl-(protein) hydrolase activity
Source: RefSeq, a predicted model, not a curated record
AUGGGUUACAUUCCUUCGUUGGGCUCGUUUGUCCGCGUCGUCGGCGGAGUGCUCGCUGUCAGCCUCAUCUCCACCGCCGGUCUGCUCUAUCGCUACCAGACCUCGCUCAUCUAUCCCUCUUCUUUCCCUGCCGGCUCCAAAGCAGAAGUCAACACUCCAGACGAAUAUGACCUACCCUACAUCGAGGAGGAGCUCAUCACGCCCGACUCGCAGCGGUUGCGUAUCUUUGUCAUGCUCCAAGGCACCAAGCUCGCCGCUCGCAGGCCAACGCAGAGGAUCCGAGAAGUGACGGACGAGGAUGAAAAGUUAUCGUCACAGCCGGUCGAGCGCAAGUCGACACCGACGCAGACGGGCAUCACACCGCUAGACGUGGUCGAUGCCGAGCUGGCGAGCAAGAGGCCAACGGUGCUCUUCUUGCAUGCCAACGCCGGCAACAUGGGUCACAGACUUCCACUUGCUGCUGUCUUCUUCAAACGUUUUGGGUGCAAUGUUAUCAUGCUCAGUUAUCGAGGCUACGGCUUUUCCAGUGGCUCGCCCAACGAGCGUGGCAUCAAGAUCGACACUCAGACCACGCUCGACUACGUCCGUUCGCACCCGGCGCUCUCGUCCACCAUUCUCGUCGCCUAUGGCCAGAGCAUCGGUGGCGCCGUGGCCAUCGACCUUGCCGCUCGCAACCCUGCCUCGGUCCACGCGCUCAUCCUCGAAAACACGUUCCUCAGCAUUCCCGAGCUGAUCCCACACGUCCUGCCGCCCGUGCGACCGUUCGCCUUCCUCUGCAGGGAAUACUGGAACUCGGCCGUGGCCAUCACAAAAGUCUCAUCUAAAGUGCCGGCGCUCUUCCUGUCCGGUCGACAGGACGAGCUGGUCCCACCACCACACAUGGACGCUCUGUUCGCCAAGUGCAACAGCUCCGUCAAGCUCAAGAAGGACUUCGCCGACGGCACGCACAACGACACCUGCAUCAAGCCCGGGUAUUUUGAAGCGAUCGGAGAGUUCCUACUAGCGCAUGUGGUGACGCUGGUCAAUGGCAAAUCGUCCGCAGCCGCAGCAGCAGGAGGAGGAGCGGCGGUGGAGAAGGAGAAGGAGCACCAUGGUGACAAGGCGAAGAGCGCGACAAAGGAGCCGAGUAGCAGCGACGAGUCGUCCGACGAUUGGGUUCAGAUGAGCCACUCAGAGGUCAAGGACGAAGUGGGAAAGGCGAAGAAGCUGGCUCAGGAUGCAGAUGCUCCCACGUUGAGUAAGGUGCCGACCAAGCUUUGA